This is a messenger RNA of Protopterus annectens (West African lungfish), 997 nucleotides long. RefSeq names its product class II histocompatibility antigen, B-L beta chain-like. The coding region runs from base 73 to 891 and encodes 272 amino acids. The record is from RefSeq and is a predicted model, not a curated record. The transcript has 5 exons. NCBI's taxonomy places the organism in Eukaryota, Metazoa, Chordata, Ceratodontiformes, Protopteridae.
CAAACUGCUGAUGCUUCCUGAGAUUUGACACUUUCCGGUUAUAUUUUUAAAUGCGAACAGCAGUAGCACAUCAUGAUCAUCUUACAAACACUUAUGAUGAUGAUUAUUUUUCUUCAAACUAAUGCCAAUGAAAAAGUAACACACACUUUACAGAAAAGAAUGGGAUGUGCUUUUGAAAAUGGAAGAAAAACGUAUUUCUGGCACUAUGUGUAUAAUCAGAAAGAUGUGUACCACUACAGCUAUGAGAAACAGCACUACGUGGCAGAUCACCCAUCCUUAAAGCAGAUAAUAGAAGAUAAUAACAGAAACCCUUCAUAUCUGAAAAACAUAGGAGAUAUAUUAUCCGAAACCUGCAAUGCUGCGAAAAAUAUUUUCGAUAACCUGCCUACUGAGCUGGGAAGUAUCGAAAAAAGCUCUGUGACAGUUUCAAUGGAGACAAAAGGAAGUGAGAAGUAUCUGGUCUGCUUUGUUCAUGGCUUUCACCCAAAUAACAUCAAUGUGACAUGGCUGAGAGAUGGUGAGGAACUGUUUUAUGGAGUUACAUCCUCUGGGAUUUUGCCACUGCGAGAUGGGACCUUUCAAAUAAAGAAAUAUCUACCUAUAACCGACAACGUGGAACAAUCCCAUGCUUGCAGAAUAGAACAUGAGUCAUUAAUGGAAAGCAUUUUAGUACCAUGGGAUCCUGCAGCAAUGACAAACAUCUGGGAGAAACUGGAAAAAUUGUUUGGAAUUCCUGCUUUGAUUGUCAGCAUCACAUUUCCACUAGUGGCAUAUUUCUGCAAAAGAACAUUUCCAAAAGCAGAUCAGAUGGAAGCUUACAGUACGUCCAGCAGCUCUUCAGACAACAACCUUCAAGCAGUCCCACUGAAUCUGACAGAAAACAUGGACUGAAGCUUGGAACUUGAAUUAAUCAUGCUAGUUCUUUUUCUCUUUAAAAAAAAAAAAAAAAAUAUAUAUAUAUAUAUAUAUAUAUAUAUAUAUAUAUAUAUAUAUAUAU